Messenger RNA from Trametes versicolor FP-101664 SS1, 1063 nucleotides. RefSeq names its product tRNA-intron endonuclease catalytic domain-like protein. The transcript is spliced from 4 exons. The record is from RefSeq and is a predicted model, not a curated record. Gene Ontology annotation, cellular component: tRNA-intron endonuclease complex. Lineage: Eukaryota; Fungi; Basidiomycota; Agaricomycetes; Polyporales; Polyporaceae. Gene Ontology annotation, molecular function: tRNA-intron lyase activity; nucleic acid binding. Bases 1 to 954 code for a protein of 317 amino acids. Gene Ontology annotation, biological process: tRNA splicing, via endonucleolytic cleavage and ligation; tRNA-type intron splice site recognition and cleavage.
AUGGCCUCUGACUCCGACUCCGACCGCAAAAUCCAGCUGCGAGUCUCCAACGACAAGGCAUAUGUCUGGGACGUAGAGGACAUCGCAGCUCUACGCGCGAAACACCAUGUUUGCGGCGUUUUGACCGGAACGCUGCCCCAUCUGUCUCAGCAGAAUGUCUUCCUCGGAGUACCUCUCGUACUGCUACCGGAAGAGGUUGUGCUACUCAUGGAAAAGCAACUCGCGGUGCUAAUCGACGACCCAAAUGCUCACCAACCGCCUUCCGCGGAGGCAUUGGAACAUUGGAAUAUGGAGCGAGAAGCAUCUGCAAUCCAGCAGAUCGCAAUAUCGGAAGCCGAGAGGGCAUCAGACAAGGCCGCGAAAUUGUCGAGCUCCGAGGAAGCCAUCCGGAAGCGCAAGGAGCGCGAGGCAAAAAGAGCUGCUGCCGCGCUCGCGAAAGCCAUAGCGGAAGGGAUCUCUGCUGAGGAGUUUGCCCAGGCGUCUUCGGACCGACUCGUCGAGGAGCGCCCAGCGACCCCUAGCAAGCCCGCACCGCCGACGUUUAACGUGACAAUUCCAGCAAGCUCGUCUGAGCUGAAGUGGUAUGCUCCCCGUGGACACGCGCACCCGACCCUCGCUUCGGCUCGUACCGCAGGGGUGUGGUCGUACCCAACUACCCCCUACGAACGGGCCAAGUGUCGCGUGUUCCAAGACCUCUGGGAGAAGGGAAACUUCAUGGGUGGAGGCAUCAAAUUUGGAGGCGACUUCCUGGUAUACCCUGGCGAUCCCUUACGGUACCACUCGCACUUCGUCGCGACCGUCAUCGAGUCUCCCAAGGCGCCUCUUAUGCCGAUGGAAGUUGUGGCGCAUGGACGAUUGGGUACGGCGACGAAGAAGUCUCAUUUGUUCUGCGAGUGGGACGAGCAGUCGCAGGAAGUCACAUACUUUUCUGUCGAGUGGGCCGGGUUUGGUUGAUGCCACUUUUGUGCUGUAGGCGUAUUGCGAGAGAACAUCGGACAUGGAAAUAAGCGUGCAGAGAAUAUCAAGAUGAAAUUACGCGAGGUCAUGCUAUCGUCAUAUAUCG